This is a messenger RNA of Suillus paluster, 1494 nucleotides long. RefSeq lists its product as uncharacterized. Lineage: Eukaryota; Fungi; Basidiomycota; Agaricomycetes; Boletales; Suillaceae. The transcript has 13 exons. The coding region runs from base 1 to 1494 and encodes 497 amino acids. The record is from RefSeq and is a predicted model, not a curated record.
AUGUCCACUGCCGCGCAGUGCAAGAUGACCAUCCACGCAGGCGUUCUCAUAGGCAGAGACCGACGACUCGGACCACUUCCCACACCCGACCGAUCAUACAGGGAAACAUAUUCUCUGAGCCGUGUCCCCUCAACAUCUGCGGUAGUCUUGCGGUCGAGAAGCGUUUCUGCAUUUGCCCCAACGAACAAUUAUUACGCAGUCGUUCAUGUUGCGUUCGCUUAUAGAAGGUACCCUGUCCCCCUGUUCACACUUCGACUCAUCCCUGCACAUUAUAUCUUCUAUCAGACUAUAACCAUUGCGAUCAUGCGCAGAGCACCUUUAAAAUAUUUAACCAAAAGGAACUUCCAGGGUGGCGGAAAUGUACCUACUCAUAUUGUGUGGACCGGCACCAAGUCCCCAACUCCGAUUGGUAUAAUUAUAAUGCCAGCUUCAAGCAAAAUUUAUCGAGAUUACACUUGGGCAGGGAGCAUACCGCCGCUCGGUCUCGUUCCUCGGCCAGCCGAUAUGCUCUUCGUAGAAGGACAGACAUGUAUAUGUUAUCCUUUUGCGUCUCGAAAAGCACGUCCACAGUCGACACCCAGCACCCAAGCGGAAGCAGCCGAGGUGCACAGCUUUUUGGGUUUUCGGACAGACAAGGCCGAGGCUCCUCGACUAGCGGCGGUACCCAUCCCCAACUCGUUUGAUUCAUUCAAGCAAAGUGGACAAUUCAAAUCGUGUUACGUGAAAUCGGGCGGUUCCAAGUCUGGGUUGUUCUGUCGGUUCCAAGCCUUGCAUGAUAUAAGGCGCGAAGUCAAGAACAAUGCUGCACAAACAAUGCAUCAUCGAGGCCAAGAAGAACGCAGCGCGUCACGCAGCGUGGAGUUAGGCAGCUUAUUGAGUCUUGUGACAAACCGUUCGGACGCAUUGAAGUCAUCCAAGGACAACGAAUAUCAAAUUCAAGAGCGUGACGGCAUCCAGGACGCGAUGGGCUAUGUUAUCCUCAGAGACGUCCGGUUCAUCUUCGUCGGCACGAUGGCCGCUCUCGCCGUACACGAUAGAUGCAGUCGACUCAGCGGACGUAAGAAAGACACCAUCUUUAGGCUCUGCACUUCCGUUGAGGAGCGACAGUAUAGCACCAUAUCGAACACGGAAAGGGUCGACAAUUUGUGGCGUUCUACUGGCAUUGCAGAUAUCAUCUGUUCGAAAAGGGAUUUCAGAUUUAUUGAAUCCCAUAUCACAUCCUCACAAACAAUGCGUUUCUCCUUUAUCCUCGCCGUUGCUGCUGCUUUGACAGCAUCAAUAUCUGUAGCUGCCAGUGACGCUACCAGUGAAACUUGUUACUUGUGCCGGCAUAAUGACGACUGCAAAAGCUGCACUUUGAAGAAAACCUGCCAAAUAUGGAUAUGCUCUGAAUAUAUGGCUGAUGGCACGACGAGCGUGAAAGAUGAGGAUACAUAUAAUCGAGACUUGUAUCGAGGAGACUGUUCAAUGGCACCUGGGUUUCCCAAUAAGUAA